Molecule: messenger RNA, 2349 nt
Organism: Electrophorus electricus (electric eel)
Lineage: Eukaryota; Metazoa; Chordata; Actinopteri; Gymnotiformes; Gymnotidae
Gene: arhgef39
Product: Rho guanine nucleotide exchange factor (GEF) 39
Biological process (GO): positive regulation of cell migration
Cellular component (GO): plasma membrane
Molecular function (GO): guanyl-nucleotide exchange factor activity
Source: RefSeq, a predicted model, not a curated record
UAAGACUGAAAAAAAAGACCGCCUGUAUUAAAUUUGAAAAGGAUAUACGCUGCCAGGUCACCGCCUUGAUCUGGAAACAGUGCCCUCACCUGGCCAGUUAUGAGUUGUGCCCUGAGCCCGUCUGCUGCAGCGGGCGUGCGCAGCGUGCAGCAGCAGCGUGAGCGCUGGGAGAGGAAGAGGAGGCGUGUUGGCCGUGAGCUGGUCCAGAGCGAACAGCGCUACUGCGAGCAGCUAGACCUGGUUGCCACGUACUUUGUGGAGAUUCUGAAGGCCAAAGGAACCCUGAGGCAGGACAUUAGAGAGAGCAUCUUCAGUUCAAUUAAAUCAAUUCAUUUAGUAAACCAGACACUGCUGGCUCAUCUCGAGGAGGGGAACGUCGGGCUUGGUUUUGAACAGUUCUGCCCACACCUUCACUUCUACAUUACAUACGUCGACAACUUCCAGACUGCAAAGAAGGUUCUUAUGAUGCAGCUUAAGAAAAACAAAGCAUUCAGAAGAUUUAAGAAGCUCCAGGAGUCCAGACCUGAGUUCCACAAGCAGCAGCUUGAAGACCUGCUGCCUCUUCCAUUACAGCGCAUUCAGCAGUACAAGCAUUUUUUGAGGGACUUGACAGAGAACACUAGUCCAGACAACCCAGAGUUCCAACAGCUUUCAAGUGCGGUGGCAGCUGUCUCGGAGGUGGCCCAGCGGAUCCAGGACAACGCCCGCAGCCACGAGAAUCACCUACAGCUGCGGCGCGUUCAGAAGCUGCUCAAGGGCCGAACGACCAGGCUGCUGGCUCCAGGUCGGUGGUAUAUUCGAGAAGGUUGCCUGAAGAUGGUGCCCUCUAAAGGCACAGAGGCCAAGCCCAAGAUGUUCUUCCUCUUCUCAGACAUUUUGGUCCAGGCCAAGCUGUGCAGCUCCAUACACCCGACCAACGGCAACAAGUUCACCUGCCAGCGGGUCUACCCGCUCAGAGAAUGCACUGUAGACAAAGUAUUCGGCCACACCAAGAGCCAGGGAGGCCUCAUUAGUUUGACCUUCGCACAAGCCAAGCUCCUCCUCAUGUCCAGUGAUCAGGAGAACAUUAAUGACUGGUACCGGAGCCUUUGCCUGGCCAUCGGACAGCUGAAGUCGAAAACCACAGUGGUGCACAGGAGAGAGGAGCUCCUCCGGACACCCCUGCGCAUAGCUGCAGACGGCCAGAACGGGCAGGUGGCCUCCCCACCUGCGGCUAGGCGGAAGAGGCCCAUGGUGAGGGAAGCAGGGACUGAGAGCAGCGAGGGACCCAGUAGCAGCUGCAGCUCGCAGCCUCCCGCUGCAGAAAGUGCUAAUGGUGCCUCCAAGAGGAUGAAGCUCUCCGAGGCUCCUACAGCAAGGUUGCAGAAGUCCUCAGGUUCAAGCUGUAUCAUUCUCUGAGAUGAUUCUGGAGCUGUUACAUCACUUACAAGAGGCCCAAGAUGGAGACUCCAGACUGAGGCUGGAGACCCAGAGAGCUGGUGCUGCUGCUGAGACGAGGCGAGGCGAGGCGGAUUGGUGACAUUCCAACAUCAUUUGUGUGUACUCUCUGAGUUCCUGCUAAUUUUAUCUAAAAGGAAACACAGUAGGUCAUGCUCUGUAGUCUUUUUAAGAGUUUCUCUGAAAUAUUUUUGCUUGAAUACUUUUUUGUGCUCUCAAAAUGCCAAAGAACCUAGUAGGCUGUGGGUUCAUUAACCCUAGCUAAAAUUUACCCUUCGCUUUCAGAACUCUUUUUGUUGUGUAUGGUGUAUGUCCAUUAUGCAUAAUGAUGUUGACUAAAAUGUGAUCAGUCAUAGAGACACAAGUGCCAAACACAUUAAGCCAUAAUGUAAUUUAAAGAACAUUUAAAUUCUAACACACAACAUUUAUCUACAUAUCACAUAUACUCAGUUAAUGUCUCACUUUUAUGAUCAAGGAUAGUAUACACUCCUCUUUAACAUUUCUUUAUAACUCAUGGUAUAUCAUACAGUGCAAGUAUGGAGAUUGUAUUGCAAUGUAUAUGAUGUAAGCAAGUUCAUAGGAUUCAUUUCCUAUAAGAUUACAGGAUUAACUUACUAAUGGUGGAAGUGGUAUUUUGCUCAUAGCUAUUGAUUAUGUUUAAAUCAUCAUUACUGAUUAUAUACUGGAAAAUCAACACAAAUUAAAAUCAACAGUCACCUGAUUUGUCUUGAAGCAAUCAAAGUGUUUUCCAGUCUCUAUUUUUAUCAUUGUAAUGUUUUGUAACAUUUUGUGUGUUGCUCCUGUUUUUAAAAUAUGUCACACAUUGUCUGCCUUGUUGUGGGUGCAUUAUUGCGAUUGAAAUCUGUUAAACUGGUCAAUAUUAGAUUAGUUUUCCUUCUGAACCAAUAAAAU